CUGGGCGGGGCUAGGAGGAGGAGGAGGAGGAGGUGGCAUCUGCGCGCGCGCGCGCGGGUGCGAACGGGAAACGCCGCGAGGGCCAGGCUAGGCCGGGCGGUAGACACGACGGACGGUGACUAUGGCCGCGACAGCGGGUGGCGGUCCGGGAGCAGCAGCAGGCGCCGUGGGUGCAGGGGGUGCGGCGGCGGCCUCUGGGCUCGCCGUGUACCGGAGGAAGGACGGGGGCCCGGCCAGCAAGUUUUGGGAGAGCCCGGACACGGUGUCCCAGCUAGAUUCGGUGCGAGUCUGGCUGGGCAAGCACUACAAGAAGUAUGUUCAUGCAGAUGCUCCUACCAAUAAAACACUGGCUGGACUGGUGGUGCAGCUUCUACAGUUCCAAGAAGAUGCCUUUGGGAAGCAUGUCACCAACCCAGCUUUCACCAAACUACCUGCAAAAUGUUUCAUGGAUUUCAAAGCUGGAGGCACCUUGUGUCACAUUCUUGGGGCAGCUUACAAGUACAAAAAUGAACAGGGCUGGCGGAGAUUUGAUCUUCAGAACCCAUCAAGAAUGGAUCGUAAUGUUGAAAUGUUCAUGAACAUUGAGAAAACAUUGGUACAGAACAACUGUCUGACUAGACCAAACAUCUACCUCAUUCCAGACAUUGAUUUGAAGUUGGCUAACAAGUUGAAAGAUAUCAUCAAACGGCAUCAGGGGACAUUUACUGAUGAGAAGUCAAAAGCUUCCCACCACAUUUAUCCAUAUCCUUCCUCACAAGAGGAUGAGGAGUGGCUGAGGCCAGUGAUGAGGAGAGACAAGCAGGUGCUGGUGCACUGGGGUUUCUACCCAGACAGCUAUGACACUUGGAUCCACAGUAAUGAUGUUGAUGCUGAAAUUGAAGAUGCCCCAAUCCCAGAAAAGCCCUGGAAGGUUCAUGUAAAAUGGAUUUUGGACACUGACAUUUUCAAUGAAUGGAUGAAUGAAGAGGAUUAUGAAGUGGAUGAGAACAGAAAACCAGUGAGCUUUCGUCAACGAAUUUCAACAAAGAAUGAAGAGCCAGUCAGAAGUCCAGAAAGGAGAGAUAGAAAAGCAUCUGCCAAUGCUCGAAAGAGGAAACAUUCCCCUUCUCCUCCUCCUCCCACACCCACAGAAUCCCGGAAGAAGAGUGGGAAGAAAGGACAAGCUAGCCUUUAUGGGAAACGUAGUAGAAGUCAGAAAGAAGAAGAUGAGCAAGAAGAUCUUACCAAGGACAUGGAAGACCCAACACCUGUACCUAAUAUAGAGGAAGUGGUUCUCCCUAAGAAUGUAAACCCAAAGAAGGACAGUGAAAACACACCCGUUAAAGGAGGCACAGUGGCAGAUCUAGAUGAGCAGGAUGAAGAAGCAGUUACAACAGGAGGAAAGGAAGAUGAAGAUCCCAGCAAAGGUGAUCCAAGUCGCUCAGUUGACCCAGGUGAAGACAAUGUGACAGAACAGACCAAUCACAUCAUUAUUCCCAGCUAUGCAUCCUGGUUUGAUUAUAAUUGUAUUCAUGUGAUUGAACGGCGUGCACUUCCAGAAUUCUUUAAUGGAAAAAACAAAUCCAAGACCCCUGAGAUAUACUUGGCAUAUCGAAAUUUUAUGAUUGACACAUACCGUCUAAACCCUCAAGAAUAUUUAACCAGCACUGCUUGUCGGCGAAACCUGACUGGAGAUGUGUGUGCUGUGAUGAGGGUUCAUGCCUUCUUAGAGCAAUGGGGUCUUGUUAACUACCAAGUUGACCCAGAGAGUCGACCCAUGGCAAUGGGACCUCCUCCCACUCCUCAUUUCAAUGUGUUAGCUGACACACCCUCUGGGCUUGUGCCCCUGCAUCUUCGAUCACCGCAGGUCCCUGCUGCUCAACAGAUGUUAAAUUUUCCUGAGAAGAACAAGGAAAAACCAAUUGAUUUGCAGAACUUUGGUCUUCGAACUGACAUUUACUCCAAGAAAACACUGGCAAAGAGUAAAGGUGCUAGUGCGGGAAGGGAGUGGACAGAACAGGAGACCCUUCUUCUCCUAGAGGCUCUGGAGAUGUACAAGGAUGAUUGGAAUAAAGUCUCAGAACAUGUUGGAAGUCGUACUCAGGACGAAUGCAUCCUCCACUUUUUGAGGCUUCCCAUUGAGGACCCAUACCUUGAAAAUUCAGAUGCUUCUCUUGGGCCACUAGCUUACCAGCCUGUCCCUUUCAGCCAGUCGGGAAACCCCGUCAUGAGUACCGUUGCCUUUUUAGCAUCUGUUGUUGACCCUCGUGUAGCAUCUGCUGCAGCAAAAGCAGCUUUGGAGGAGUUUUCUCGUGUCCGAGAAGAAGUACCCCUGGAAUUGGUUGAAGCCCAUGUCAAGAAAGUACAGGAAGCUGCAAGAGCCUCUGGGAAGGUGGACCCUACCUAUGGCUUGGAGAGCAGCUGUAUUGCUGGCACAGGGCCUGACGAGCCAGAGAAGCUUGAAGGAUCUGAAGAAGAGAAGAUGGAAGCAGAUCCUGAUGGUCAGCAGCCGGAAAAGGCAGAAAACAAAGUGGAAAAUGAAUCGGAUGAAGGCGAUAAAAUACAAGAUCGAGAGAAUGAAAAAAACAGUGAGAAGGAACAAGAUAGUGACGUCAGUGAAGAUAUCAAGCCAGAAGAAAAGGAGAAUGAAGAGAACAAAGAGCUCACUGAUACAUGUAAAGAAAGAGAAAGCGAUGCCGGGAAGAAGAAAGUGGAACACGAGAUUUCAGAAGGAAAUGUUGCCACAGCCGCAGCAGCUGCUCUGGCCUCAGCUGCUACUAAAGCCAAGCACUUGGCGGCUGUUGAAGAAAGAAAGAUCAAGUCCCUGGUGGCUCUCUUGGUUGAAACACAGAUGAAGAAACUAGAGAUCAAACUUCGACAUUUUGAAGAGCUGGAGACUAUUAUGGACAGAGAGAAAGAGGCUCUAGAACAACAGAGACAACAGUUGCUUACUGAGCGUCAGAACUUCCACAUGGAACAGUUGAAAUAUGCUGAACUACGUGCCCGGCAGCAAAUGGAACAGCAGCAGCAGCAGCAUGGCCAGACACCUCAGCAGGCGCACCAGCACACUGGAGGGCCUGGGAUGGCCCCACUUGGAGCCACAGGCCACCCUGGCAUGAUGCCACAUCAGCAGCCCCCUCCCUACCCCCUGAUGCACCAUCAGAUGCCACCACCCCACCCUCCCCAACCAGGUCAAAUGCCAGGCCCUGGCUCCAUGAUGCCUGGGCAGCCCAUGCCAGGUCGCAUGAUCCCCGCUGUGGCAGCCAACAUUCACCCUACUGGGAGUGGUCCUACUCCUCCUGGUAUGCCUCCAAUGCCCGGAAACAUCUUAGGACCCCGGGUACCCCUGACAGCACCAAAUGGCAUGUAUCCUCCUCCACCACAGCAGCAGCCGCCGCCUCCACCUGCAGAUGGGGUCCCUCCACCUCCUGCUCCAGGCCCACCAGCCUCGGCCACUCCCUAGCCUGGAAGAUAUAGGAGCCUCCACAGCCACCACAAGCUGGAUGGGGAUGGCAGGACUUGUGUCUCGGCUUCCUUGGUUUUCUUGCAGGAUUUUUUUUUUUCAUAACCCCAAGCACAAGUCCCAUGUCUCUCCACUCCCUGAUAACUUCUUGUGUCAGGUCCUUAGUUGAUACUCAUUGGAAAGCCUGUGGUGACUGGUGUGCUCUGGUCAUUUAAAAAGUACCAUAUGUCUCCUCUGUCCCAGAGUGACAGAUGUUGGCAGGUGGUCUGCAGGUCCUGUUGUGUUGACAUUAGUAUUUGUGUGUGUGUGUGUGUGUGUCUCUUUUUCUCUCUCUCUUUCUCUUUCUCUUUCUCUCUCUCUCUCUCUCUCUCUCUCUCUCUCUCUCUCUGCUUUGUCUAAGGCUUCAAUGUAUAAUCCUCUAUAAUUAUUGUCCUUUCUUCCUCUGUUAUGGUUGUUUUUUAAGGAAAGUAUCCUAAGUUAAUAGAAACCAAAAAAUGGUAAUGGGCAGAAAGAGAUAGCCACAGAGGGACACACCUUAAGGCAUUAUAAGUGACCUUAUUUCUGCUUAUCUGAGCUAAGAGUGGUGCUACUGAUAAAGUCCCUGAGACUUGUCACACAUAAAUGCACCAAGAUGAGAAGAGCUGGGGAAGGAGGGAGUAUCCUUUUGAUUUAAUUUCCUGGUGAGGACCAUGAAGGACUUCACUCUGCCUGGACCAUGCCACUGUACCUAGUGUGUGAUAGAUAGCAAAGAGCACAAGCAUUACAACAAGCCACUCCUUCAUUCUCCCGCCAUUCUGGUUGUCUGUGCAGAAGAUUUGCAGUAUUGGAACGAGAUGGUUGUUUUCCCAAGGGCAGCAUGAGCUUUAAAAGUUGGGAUUUGGGGAGGCAUUUGCUGGGUUUUCCCAGACUAACAAAAACCUCCCUACCCUCCCCAAAUACAUAGGGUCUACCCUUGCUUGCCACCCCAAUAAACGUUCCAGACAAAUUUUACAUGUUUUUUAAACCUUCCUAUAAGAAAGGAAAAAAUUUCAAAUGGGUUAAGUAGAUUAUGUUAAAUAUUUUCUCUCAUGCAGCUUGGUUGGGAUGGGUAGGUACAGAUCCCUAAACUACCUCUCGCUGUAGCCAGGGUGAGUGGGAUUCUUAAGCGGUACUGAGGUACAGAGUGGGAAUGCUCACAUGUGAUCAGCAGCCUCCUGUACCUUCCUUUUCUGAGACCUCACGUUCCAUCUGUCACAGGGCUAUGGAGACUGUGCUGAUGGCACAGGGACCUCACUUGGCUCCAGAGUGCUCGACUUUAAGGUUUGGAGUGCCAUCCCAGAGGAAUUGCCACCAAAAAAAAAAAGCCUUAAUUUGAGCCUGUAUCUACCCUUGCUUAUGAACAACUAGAUCGGUUUUGGUUUUGUCAGCUUCUUUCCUCCCUCCCUCCCUCCCUUCUGUCUUUCCAUUAGUAGCAAAAGGAUGUUUUUGGCAGAACUUUAAGUGGCAGUUUCAUUCUUGAGAGUGCAAGGUAGAACACCUUAUGGGUGUGUUUUCUGUGUGUGUUUUAAAGCUUUAUGUGUGAGAGCUGUAGGUAGGCAUUUCUUAAUAACAAAAAAAAAAAAAAACACACACAGUUGAGAUUUGCCUUUAAGACUCUUGGUUUGCCUCUAACCAGGAGCCCAGGUCACCACCAGAGUCCUAGAGCUAAAGACUCCAGAGCCUUGGGGUGGAGAUGGAGAUGCGCUUGUUCCUUGGGUACUUGCUUUUCUCCUUUGCCUCGAGGAAGACCCCGGUGUCUUCUGACUGCAGCCAAGGUUGCCCUCCUUNCCUCCAUUCUCUCCCAAAGUAAACUGACUCCAUCACUUGCCUUCUCCUCGGAGUCCUAGUGGGAGGAUAGGACUCUGGUUGUUUGUAACCUGAGGUCUGUAAUGUGAUCACUUUCCAGUUUUGAGAGAUGCAAGUGGGAAUAAUUUUUACGUUGUUGAUAAUCUAAAGAACCUAAGUUCAACACAGCUCUUUCCAUGACUGUCGGUUAGGUAUCAUUCCUAUAAUAACACGCAUCCAGGUUUGUGAGGGGCUUGGAUACUGUGUGGGUUUUGUACAAAUGUGUUUCUCAGUGUGGGUUUGGGGGUUUUGUUGUUUUUUUCUUUAGGUUUUGUUUUAAUGAGGGAAAGGAGUUAUGAGAGUUUGGGAGAAAAUGAAUGAAAGNGGCUUAAUGUCCCUCUUUUGCAUUGAAUAAAUGAAAAACCAUUUAUGAAUUCUA
Molecule: messenger RNA, 5684 nt
Organism: Mus pahari (shrew mouse)
Lineage: Eukaryota; Metazoa; Chordata; Mammalia; Rodentia; Muridae
Gene: Smarcc1
Product: SWI/SNF related, matrix associated, actin dependent regulator of chromatin subfamily c member 1
Exons: 28
Coding region: 122-3442 (1106 amino acids)
Biological process (GO): positive regulation of DNA-templated transcription
Cellular component (GO): nBAF complex; SWI/SNF complex; npBAF complex
Molecular function (GO): histone binding; nucleosomal DNA binding
Source: RefSeq, a predicted model, not a curated record